UUCUCCAGCUAGGGUAAGUGAGUGACCUUGAACUCGUCUCGGCAGAGGAUGUGGACCACUAUAUAAAUGGCUGAGACACUUCCUCGCCAUCAAACGUCAGUCAUGUCUCUCAAGGUGAUCCUCGUAGCGUGUGUGGCCGCGGUGGCUCUGGCUGACCAUCUGCCACCUGUUUACUCCGCGCCCACGUACCACGCUCCCGAACCCGUGUACCAUGCCCCUGCUCACUAUAAGGAACCAGAGUACCCCGCCGUCGCCCCGAAGUACAACUACAACUACGGCGUCGCCGACAGCUACUCCGGCGCAAACUUCGCCGCCUCGGAGUCCCGCGACGGCUACAAGACCGAGGGCAGCUACACCGUCGACCUCCCCGACGGCCGCAAGCAGAUCGUCAAGUACGUGGACAACGGCGACGGUCUUGUAGCUGAGGUUACUUACGAGGGCGAGGCUCAAUACCCCGAGUACAAGCCCACCUACAAGCCCGCUCCCUACCACGCUGCCCCCAAGUACCCUGUGUACUAAGGUUGUCUUUAGAGUCAUACAUCUGUGUUAGACUUUUGCAUCAUUAGUGUCCAUUUUGCAUACUCAGAUGGAAAAACUGCAUGGAUGUGCGCAUAUGUGAUACUGCUUAAAUAUUUUUAUAAUAAAAUAUGCUGAAAAUAUAU
Penaeus monodon (black tiger shrimp) is the source of this 662-nucleotide messenger RNA. RefSeq names its product cuticle protein 8-like. The transcript is spliced from 3 exons. Gene Ontology annotation, cellular component: extracellular matrix. NCBI's taxonomy places the organism in Eukaryota, Metazoa, Arthropoda, Malacostraca, Decapoda, Penaeidae. The record is from RefSeq and is a predicted model, not a curated record. The coding region runs from base 67 to 519 and encodes 150 amino acids.